Molecule: messenger RNA, 2455 nt
Organism: Acanthochromis polyacanthus (spiny chromis)
Lineage: Eukaryota; Metazoa; Chordata; Actinopteri; Pomacentridae
Product: myosin heavy chain, striated muscle-like
Exons: 3
Coding region: 1101-2351 (416 amino acids)
Source: RefSeq, a predicted model, not a curated record
AUUGUUAGCACCUCAUACCCUUGGGCCUAGGGUGGGUAGAGCUCAUUUACAGGUAUCUGACUCUUAGUUUUGAUAAUGCACAUCUAACUAAUAUACAUACACUACUUCCACUUGAAAUUAAAAGGUGUAAUGGCUCACCCCGUUAGCUUAACAUUAGCUUAGCAUAGCGGAGUUGGUGUAGCCGUAUCUUACAAGGCAUUUAUCAUUCUGACAUUGACCUGUAUGCACAAAAGCAUAUAAAUAUAAGCAUACCUCAAAGAAAACGUAUGAGUCCAGGCUUUUAUAAGUCUUCAUCUUCUCCAUUGUGUGGAUGCCUGGGCUGUUGAUAAGGUACUCGUAAAUGGAGUGCCAUUGAAGAUCUGGCCACGUAGUACGGUCGUUUUCCCAUGAAACCAGAGGAAUUUGGUACGGACAUGACUGCAAACCAACCAGUUCUAAUUUUUCUUGAUACCGUAGCUUGGCUUUUGGCUCAAGAUUUCCGAAAUAAUCAGCAGACAUUUUUCUCCGGGUCAAAACUGCGCGGUUUCAGCGGUCAAAUCGCGGUUGCUAAUGACUUUGUUGCCCCCUCUUUUAAUGGCGGCGUGCGUUGCUAAGGAAGGUAUGGUCACGUGUCCCAGACUCUGACGUCAUUGCGAAAAGGUCUAUAUCUUAAAAUCAUAACACUGCCCGUGUUAUGAUUUAAGAACGUUGUAUCUUAAACCAUAACACUGUCGUCAUAUAUGUCCAUCUGAAGCUUACUAGUGUCUCGCCUGUGAUCAGACAAUCAGAGCGUUUCUAAGACCUUCUCAGAAGACGACCCAGGUGCAAUACUUCUUUCCAGAAACAGUUCUCUGCAGUGUAAGUCAUUACACAUUUUUUGUUUCCUAUUGUUCAUGCUGAUGUCUGCAAAGAAAAACUAAUUUAUACCUGAAUUUAUUUUUAAACAUUAGUUUUGUGCUUAUUUACUUAUUUUGCUACUACCAUGCUACUGUGAUUGAAAACAUUGUAUAUACUAGGUCGAUAAUGUAUUUAGCAUUUGCUAUAUUUUCAAUUGAAAUGUAAAAAUAUCAUUUUGAUCAGAUUUUUGUUCCAUUUUUUGCGGUGAUGUGUUAAACUCGUUGAUGUGUCUGUUUGAACACAGUUUGACUGCGAUGGCUCAACAAAAACAAAGAGGAAGUGCGAGAAUAUUCAAGGCUGCAUGCGAAGCCGCAUUUCAGUCUGCUCCCCAGAAGAAUCAGGGGACUUUCAAAGUUUCAACUCGGACAGACAACUGUCCUAAACGCGAUGAAGCUGAAAGACUUCAAGACAAAAUCAAACAGCUUCAAGAGAGAAACCGCAAGUUGCAAGAAGACCAAAUUCAGUACGAGAAAAUUAUCUCAAGACUGGAAAAGGACAACAAAAGUCUUUCCUUGAAGCUGAACACAGCUGAACAGGAACUGAAGACUAAGAAAACCCAGGUCGAGGACCUGGAGAGAAAGCAGUGUUUUCAGAGAUUCUCCAGACACGUUGAGUAUGAGUCUCGACUGGACAAAGUCAAGCGGGAAGCAGAGAAAAUGCAAGAUAAAAUUCUGCUGGAGGCUCACAGAAAAAUCCAACAGCUCACAGCUGACCAUGAUCAAGCAAAUCGGCGUGUCCUCAGCUACACAGCCGAGUUUGACACGCUGAAAAAUGACCUGGAGAACAGCAGAGCUUCGACUCGUGAGCUGCAAGCUGCGCUGAAGACUGAGAAGGAUGAGUACAUCAAGUCUAGCCAGCUUCAGCAAGUGGAAAACCAACGACUCCAGGGUUUGGUGGCUGGACUCUCUGCACUCCUCAGCGCGUUUGAACAAGAACACAGCAGUGAAGCCGCAGAGAGACAGGAGCUGCUGCGGGACAAUGAGAACCUCACCGAAAGAGUUAAACUCCUGAGAAAUGACAAAAUCGACCUCUUGAAGAACCAAAACAGACUGCAGAGGGAAAAUGAGCAGUCUGACAAAAAGGUGGGACUGCUCAUCAACUCUAGCCAGCUGCAGCAAGAGGAAAACCAACGACUCCAGGAUUUGGUGUCUGGACUGUCUGUGCGUCUCAGCACGUUUGAACAAGAACACAGCAGAGAGGCCGCAGAGAGACUGGAGCUGCAGCAGGACAACGAGGUCCUCACCAAAAGAGUAAAAAUGUUAAAGCAUGACAAAAUCAACCUCCUGAAGAACCAUGACCGACUUCAGAGGGAACAUGAAGCAGCGAAGGAAUCGUGGACCAAAAGGAACACUGGUUGCUUCAGCUUCCUCAGAAGGGCAGAGAAGGAGCACGCAGCAGAAACGCAGAAAAGUCGCAGACACGAUGGUGACGCCACUGAGAGCCAGAAAAGUCGCUGGUGGCGUAACAAGAAAUGAUUCAGCUGGUUGUUAGCUGACAGCCAGCCGAAUCUCUGCUCCUUUCUCUCCCUUCUCCCCCUAUUUUCUAUCCUCACCUCCAUCAAGAUAGAUAUCUUUCUGUU